Podarcis lilfordi (Lilford's wall lizard) is the source of this 22099-nucleotide messenger RNA. The record is from the annotation of a GenBank genome assembly. Lineage: Eukaryota; Metazoa; Chordata; Lepidosauria; Squamata; Lacertidae.
AUGGGGGUCCUCCUCCUCCGCUGGCCCCCCCUGAUCCUGUGGGCGGCUGCCCACCUGCUGCUGCUCCUGGACUGCGCAUGUAAGGACUGUGCUCUGGGGCGGGGGGCGAAAAUAAUUUGCACUCAGCCCACCCUUUGGGCAGGAGGGGCUUUGUGUGGGGCGAGGGGGGAGGCCGAUGGGGCGGCUGCAGCUCCUCCCUCGGUGGGGACCGCUCUUGCUCCUCUUGGGGGGCUGCUUCGGUGAGUCCCCCCGAGUGCCACAAGUCGGGGUGGGCAGAAUGUAGAAAGAGAGCGGAGGGAUUGCCCACCGCCUGAUCCGGAUCCAGUCCGCUUCCUAGUCUCUCCUUCCUCCUCCUGAUAUUCUCAUCUGCAGGAGAUACUCCCCUCCCUGCUGUUCUGGAGACCUGCUCUCCCCCCCAAAAGCCAGUCAGGGAUUCAGUGGGGAGAUCCAGCCAGAGGGGACUCAUCGUAGUCCAGAAUUGUGGUCUCCCAGCGCCCCCCCCCCACGAGAUGCCCCAGGGGGAACCCCCAAAGGAGGACCUGACAGCCACAGCUGCCCUCUCCCCACUUAAGAAUCCCGGCAAGUGGAGGGGGCAACCUCGUCGUUUUUAAAAAAAAUAAAAAUAAUUGUAAAUAAAUAAAUAAAUAAAUAUUUUUAUAAGGAAGCUCUGGGGUGGUGUUACUAAAGACAUUGAACUCAGCAAACCCUCCCCCUGGGCUCAUUAGCUUUUUUGCUUAGCCUAUGAAAGAUGCCUCAGGGACAAGUGAUGGGGAGAUGAUGGUCCUUUGCUGACCGAGUGCAGCCCAUAUAAUCAUUGCUUACAAUGGAAUAAAAUCUGAUCCCCGCCUCUCGCUGAUUAGCUGACUCAAUAUUGGGACGUUAGCCUGCAUUGUUGUAAACUCGCUGCUAUUAUCCCAGUCGGAGAGGGUAGACAAAAUUGUGAUCAUUUUGUUGAAACCUUGGCUUUUAAAAAUCGUGUGCUGGUGGAACAAGUUGCAAGGAAAUAUAAAUGCCUCAGGCUUCGUUGGGAAUACUUUGAGAUCUCUAUCGAUGAACUCACUGAAGCUUUUAGAAUAUUGGUUAUUAGGUAUUAGUUAUUACUAAUAGUGCCUGGCAUGCUCUGGUCCAUGGGGUCACGAAGAGUCGGACACGACUAAACGACUAAACAACAAAUUAUUACAAACCAGGGUGGAUAAAUGUUAAUGAUUUUUUAAAAUCAGAUUUAAAAAAAAUUAAGUCGGAUUUCUUUUAUUUAAAUCGGAUUUGAAAAAAAAAAUGCUUUUCCAGGAAAAAUAUUUCUAAAUAUAGUUUUCUACUUAAGUUACAUUAUAGUCCAAAGGCUAUUCAUAAGGAAAUAAGGAUUUGGUAAAUAAAUAUAUGAAGCUUUGCCCCCGCCCCCUCUCUGUGUCCUUUCUAGGCUGCUCCAGUCACUCCUUGCGCUACUUAUGCACGGGGGUGUCAGGGCCCAGUCAGGGGCUGCCCCCGUUCAUUGCUGGGGGGUACGUGGACCACCAGCCCAUUGUUAAGUAUGACAGCGAAACCGAGAAGUCUGUGCCCCAAGUUUCCUGGAUGUUGAAAGCAGAGAAGGACAAUGCUCAGUACUGGAGAAAGAGCACCCAGGAAUUCCUCAAGCUGGAUAUGAAAUUUAGCCAGUACCUGCUGGACCUACAGGAUCAAUACAACCAGAGCAAAGGUGAGUGGAGGGCAGGAAGGGAGCUCAGUCUCCCUCUCUCUCUGCCAGGUUUGUCCCUUCCAGGGGCAGGAGAUGGUGACUUGAGAGGGAGAAUAGUGAUUCCUAAACAGGGAUAAGCUGCUUUCUCCCUGCCAGGCAGGCUCCUUUUGGGGUCGUUUGCCCACCUUUGGUCCCCACCUGCACUCGGCUCUCACCUGUGGCUCCUAGAAGCUUUCAACCUGUGACAGCAGCCACAAUCCUGGGAAUCAGGUGAGGGGAGCCGAUGGGUCUCAAAACCUCGGUGCGUUAGGGACGUCCCCUUCAUGCGAAGACAGGCUCUGGUGGGUUGAGCAGAUAAGACCAAGAGUGGGUCCUACGGUCAAAAAGGGGUUUUUUGUGUUGGCUUUUUGCAGUAUGGUAGCGCUGCAGAGAGCUUGCUGGGGAGACCAUGCAUUAAAAAGGGACUCAAAAAUAAUUUAAACAAGGUUUUAAUAAGAAAAACAAAAACUCCUUUUACACUAAAUACAUUAACAAACAAACAUGACCCAACCACCAACCCAUCCCCCAGGGUAAUGGGAGAGCUAGGUGCUGCUCCUUAUAUACUACACCCAAUUACCAACACAGCUUAAUCAAUACAACUCAGCAGCACCUGCUAUGUUUCACAGCUGUAAAGCUGGGUCUCGUUAUUUUGCUCUGGCCCUUUCUCUGGCCCCUUAAAGACAUACACAUCGAGUGGAACAAUGAUGAACCUUUACAUAUUAAACCAUUCAACAUUUCCCCUGCGGUUCAUCAUUGUGGAACAAAAACAUAAAGCAUACUUUGUACAUGUUUUUCAUGUAUACCUUUUGGAAGUGCUUUAGUAAAAAUGUCUGCAAUUUGAUUGUCACCUGGAACAUAUUUAAAUACAACCAUUUCAUCAGCAAUUAGUUUCUUUACAAACUGUAAACGUAAUCUUAAGACUUUAGUGCGCUGCGUAUUGGUUUCUGAACAUAGGAUAGCGAGUCCACUCUGGGAAUCAAGGUAAACUUUUACUGGUAGUGUUACUUGCAUCUGUAGGUCUGCGAAUACUUGCAGAUACCAUUCCACAUCACGAGUGGCCUGAACACAUGCACAUAAUUCACUCUCUGUUGUGGAGAGACAAAUAAUGGUUUGUGUCUGGGACUUCCAUUCAAAUGGACAACCAUUAUAACAAAACACCAUACCAGACACACCCCUGCAAUUAUUUUGUUCCACUGCAUGAGAUGCAUCACAGAAAAUUUCAAAACCUUUGUCAAUACAUGUUGUAAACUGCAACCUAUAAUGUUUGGUAUGUUUAAGGUACAUUACCACUCUCUUAAGAGCAGAGAAACAUUGUGUAGUGGGCUUUUCCACAAAUUUUGCCAGAAAGUGAAAGGCAUAAGUUAUAUCUGGUCUUGAGAUUCUUUGAAUGAAAUUUAGCUUGCCUAUAGCAGAACGAUACAAAGUUUUGUUAGGAAAUGGCUUAUCUUCACCUGUAAAAGUGAAACCACACACCAUGGGCGUUUCCUUCCCAUUUGCAUUUUCUAAACAUAGCAUUUCAACAAGAUCGUCAAUUUUUGCAGUUUGAUGAACCAGAAAAGAUCCAUUUUUGCCUUUCUCAAUUUGCAUGGAUAAGUAAUUUUUAGCUAUGCCUAAUUCCACCACAUCAAAUUUCUUCUGUAACUGUGUUACUACCUGUUCAUAUUCCUGUUUAGUUUUUGUAGAAAUUAACACGUCAUCUACAUAGACACAUAUUUUUGCUACAGAGUUUGCCCUUUCCUUUAUAAACACACAAUUGUCUGCCUUUCCCUGUGAAAAACCAAUAUCCAGCAAUUCUUUUGCUAAAGUUUGGUGCCAGUUCCUUCCACUUUGGUGCAGACCAUAAAGGGAUUUAUUUAAUUUGCAUACCAAACCUUCAGCGGCGUCUAUGCCUUCAGGGACACGCAUAAAAAUUUGUUCUUUUAAAUCUGCAAACAAAUAUGCAGUUUUUAUAUCUAGGUGAUAAACAGAAUGUCCACGUUGUGAUGCAUCUUUUAACAAAAGCUUAACUGUUUCAUAUUUUACACUUGGUGAAUAACACAAAUCAUAAUCUUCGCCUGGAAUUUGUUGAAAACCCCUAGCAACUAAUCUUGCCUUGUACCUUACAACUUCAUUUUUGUCAUUCAUUUUAACUCUAUAAACCCAUUUUGAAUCAAUAAGUCUCAUAUCUGGGGUUUGUGGUACAAGAGACCAAGUGUUAUGCUCUUUUAAAGAAGCUAUUUCAGAGUUCAUAGCUUUAUACCAAUUUACAGCUUGGUGCUUAGGUAAAUUCUGAACAUCAUUGUAGCUUUUUGGCUCAAAACUGCCUUAUUGGCAUACACAGUAUUAAAAUGUUCAUCUGCAAAACGUUGUGGCUUCUGUCUCUUUCUAUCUGAACGUCUCAGUCCGGAAGGAGAGUCAGACUCCUCAGACUUAAUGGGACUAUGUAAACUACUAGUUUCAGGUUGUAAAUCAUCAUUGUCAGACUGAAGAGAUGCCUGUUGGCUAAGCUCACGGUCAGAAAACUCAAGAGAAUCUAACCUCCCUCGGGUGCCUGUGACUUUAAAUCAUCAAAGAAAUUAUCAGAUUCAACAGGCUUUUUGUCUUCUUCCAUUAAUUCAGAAGCACCAUUUCCUGCUGCUGCUGCUGCUGCUUCUUCUACCUCUUCUUCCUCAGUAUUAUCUAUACCAUUACUAUCUUGGAAAACAGCAACACCAUUCCAAUUUACAGUUUGUAUCAUGCUUCUGGUAAUAUGAAAUUUGCCAGUUGCUGGUAUGUAAAUUCUGUACGCCCCCUGCUGGUAGCCCAUUAAUUUUCCCUGGACACUACGUUCACCCAAUUUCUGCUUAGCGGGAUAAUGCAUUAUUACAUCUGAACCCCAAAUGCGUAGGUAUUUCAGAUUAGGGCGUUUUUUAAACAGCUUCUCAUAGGGGGUGACAUCUAAACCAGAAUGAUAACUGCGAUUUCUAACAUAACAAAAGGCAUUGAGCGCUUCAGCCCAAAAGUCUUUGGGCAGAUUAGCAUCAUGCAGAUAAGUUUUAACCCCUGCCUGCAGGUCACGCUGCACAACUUCAACAAGCCCAUUUUGCCAGGGACUUCGGGGGCAAGAUAACUCAUGAGUAGUCCCCUGCGCUUCCAGGAAUUUCUCAAAAUCCUCAGAAACAAAUUCCCCGCCCCUGUCAGAAAAAAGGUUCUUAAUAGGUUUGUUAAAAUGUGUUUUUACCCAGUUGCAAAAAACUUUGUACUUCUCAAAUGCUUGGGACUUCUCAGCUAUUGCAUAAGUCCAACAAUAUCUACUAUACUGGUCUAUCAGGGUAAGCCAGUACUUAGAACCUCCUAAGGAUGGUGGGAGUGGCCCAACUAAAUCACAAUGUACACGCUCAAAUGGCUCAGUUACUUUCCUAUCUGAGCACCUACCCUUGCGUGCAACCUUAAUCUUAUUCUUGCAACAGGAUAGACAUUGCAUAAAGAAUUUACAUGGUUUUAAGUUGAGGCCAUUAACAAUAUUCUUGGUCUUAAUUACAUCAGCAAAAUUCAGAUGUCCCAGAAUUCUGUGCGCCUCAUGGACACACCCAGAAUGUGGCCUUACAUUCCUCAACCCCUGGCUUGACUGUGCUGCUCUGCAAUUUAUAGGCGAUUGGGAGUAGGUGCGAAAAUACAGUCUAUAUAAACCAUCAGAUUCCCGGGCAUACAAUAGACGUUUGUUCCCCUCGAAAAACUCACACAUUGACUUUAAGAAACGCACAGUUAUGCCUUGACGAGCAAAACACCUUACUGACAAUAAAUUGUCCACUGAUGGGCAGUAAAUGCAGUUCGCUAUAGUAAUGUUUAAAGAGUCAAGUUUAACAGUACCCCUGCCAAGCGACUGCAAGACUUGUGAAUUGGCUAAAUGUACAUUACCAAUUUCCUCUUCGAAAGAAAUAAACAAGCUUCGAUCGUUGCAAACGUGCUGAGAUGCUCCUGAGUCCACAAUAAAAGAAUUCCACUUGGCACCUUUAAUUCUUUUACGAUCUCUUGUGCUAGCGUGAAAAGCUCGCGGCUCGUUUCUGUCUUUACGGUACGAUGCCGGCUGCUGAGCUGACGACCGUGACUGACGAACAGAAACAGACUUGGGAGUACUUUGCUUUCUUUUGGAUCUGCAGUCCUUUGCAAAAUGUCCUUGCUUAUUGCAGAACCAACAACGCUUUGCAGCUUUAAAUGCAGUUGUAUCACCACAAGUUUGCAUAUGGCGUUCCUCAUUCUUUCUGGAAAUAGGAGUGCUUAUGGCACAAGCCUCCCUUCUGUCCAACUCGCCCAUUAAUCUUGCCGUUACCCCUUCCACAGUUAAUUGUGCUGGUGGAACGGCAGAUAUCUGGCUAGCUAUACCAUCAAAGUCCUCAUUAAGGGAACAAAGGAUGAUGAAAACAUACUGAAUAUCAGGUAUCUCCAUGUCCCUUCGAAUUAAUUCGCCGCGUAUUGCCUCCAGACGUCUCAAGUGUGCUGCCAAAUCACCACCAGGCUGCAACUUCGUCUGGUACAACUGCUUGAAAAACGUCAAUGCAGACGCUGACUCUUUUCUAACAUGCACUGCUGCAAGACUGUCCCACAUUUCUUUGGCAGUUUUCUUAUUUCUUAUAUAGAUUUACUUGCUGGUCGCUGACUGCCAAAUUAAUUAUCGCCCUGGCUUUUGCAUCUCCUUUCGACCAAGCAUUAGUCACAGGGUCAGGAGGGUCAUCAGUUACAUAGGUCCAUACUUCUCUAGAGGUCAAAAGCGCCUCCACCCGAAAAGACCAUAAACUAUAGUUCUCAUCUGUCAGCUGUGGGAAGACCAGAGCCUUCUCAGCUUCAGGAACCCGGUCAACCAUUCUGGAACUCUUCCAGACCCACAGAACUACGCUAACAGGAGAAGGAGUUUUCAAACCUUUCUCAGAGUCCAAAAAUAUGCAGUCAUCCACUCAGCAGCUGGGCCCAUAACCAAAGAUGUUGGCUUUUGCAGUAUGGUAGCGCUGCAGAGAGCUUGCUGGGGAGACCAUGCAUUAAAAAGGGACUCAAAAAUAAUUUAAACAAGGUUUUAAUAAGAAAAACAAAAACUCCUUUUACACUAAAUACAUUAACAAACAAACAUGACCCAACCACCAACCCAUCCCCCAGGGUAAUGGGAGAGCUAGGUGCUGCUCCUUAUAUACUACACCCAAUUACCAACACAGCUUAAUCAAUACAACUCAGCAGCACCUGCUAUGUUUCACAGCUGUAAAGCUGGGUCUCGUUAUUUUGCUCUGGCCCUUUCUCUGGCCCCUUAAAGACAUACACAUCGAGUGGAACAAUGAUGAACCUUUACAUAUUAAACCAUUCAACAUUUUGCACAAUCCAUAGAGCAACAUUUUUCAGCUGUGGGCCGGUCCACCGCCCCUCAGACCAUGUGGGGGGCCGGACUAUAUUUUGAAAAAAAGAAAGAAUUCCUAUGCCCCACAAAUAACCCAGAAAUGCAUUUUAAAUAAAAGGACGCAUUCUACUCAUGUGAAAACACCAGGCAGGCCCCACAAAUAACCCAGAGAUGCAUUUGAAAUAAAAGGACGCAUUCUACUCAUGUGAAAACACCAGGCAGGCCCCACAAAUAACCCAGAGAUGCAUUUUAAAUAAAAGGAUGCAUUCUACUCAUGUAAAAACACACUGAUUCCCAGACCAUCCGCAGGCUGGAUUUAGCAGGCGAUUGGGCCCCACCCGGCCCCCGGGCCUUAGGUUGCCUACCCCUGCCAUAGAGGGAAGUGAGGGGCAGAUGGGGCUCAUCCACCUGGGAAGGGACCCCAUCUAGGAGGAGGAGAAUCCUGAUCCUAAACCUCCACUGCCUUGUGGGAUAGCUGCAGGAGCAGAAAAGGCUACGGAGUAAACCAUACACACAUCCACAGCAUAGUCCCUAAGGCGGUUGGAUGGCGCCUUCCAUGACUCCUACGGGCAACACCUGCAGCCAAGCUGGUGCCAAACAUCCUGCUCUGCUUUCCUUUGGACCACAUCAGUAAGGCUGAGGGGGAUGUGUGCCUUGUUUAGUAUUAUGAUUGUUAUUGUUAAGGGAUGCAGGUGGCGCUGUGGUGAGCUCCCGUUGCUCUGUCCCAGCUCCUGCCAACCUAGCACUUCGAAAGCAUGCCAGUGCGAGUAGAUAAAUAAGGACUGCUGCAUUGGGAAGGUAAACGGUGUUUCCGUGAACUCUGGUUUCCGUCAUUCUGACCACAACACCUGGAAAGCUGUCUGUGAACAAACGCCAGGUCCCUCAGCCUGAAAGUGGAGAUGAGUGCCACAGCCCCAUAGUCACCUUUGACUGGACUUAACCUACCAGGGGUCCUUUGUUGCUCUUUAGUUGUUUAGUCGUGUCCGACUCUUCGUGACCCCAUGGACCAGAGCACGCCAGGCACUCCUGUCUUCCACUGCCUCCCGCAGUUUGGUCAAACUCAUGCUGGUUGCUUCGAGAACACUAUCCAACCAUCUCGUCCUCCGUCGUCCCCUUCUCCUUGUGCCCUCCAUCUUUCCCAACAUCAGGGUCUUUUCCAGGGAGUCUUCUCUUCUCAUGAGGUGGCCAAAGUAUUGGAGCCUCAGCUUCAGGAUCUGUCCUUCCAGUGAGCACUCAGGGCUGAUUUCCUUAAGAAUGGAGAGGUUUCCUUGCAGUCCAUGGGACUCUCAAGAGUCUCCUCCAGCACCAUAAUUCAAAAGCAUCAAUUCUUUGGCAAUCAGCCUUCCUUAUGGCCAGGGGUCCUUUACCUUUACCUUACUGUUGUUGUUAUUGUGGGGCUUAACAUGGGAUAGAAAUCUUGCUCUGGUGCCCCCCCCCCAAUUGACCUCUCGGGGGUCUCUUUCAGGCUUCCACACUAUGCAGCUCAUGUACGGCUGUGAACUGAGCCCAGACGGGCGCAAAGAAGGGUAUUACCAGUAUGGCUACGACGGGAGGGACUUCCUCAGUUUUGAGAAGGAGACCCUCACCUGGACGGCAGCUGACAGAGAGGCCCGAGAGAUGAAGAGGAAGUGGGAUGCAGAGUUGGCCAAGAAGCAGUACCGGAAGGCCUACCUGGAGGAGGAAUGCAUUGAGUGGCUGCAGAAAUACCUGGGCUACGGGAAUGAAACUCUGCUGAGGACAGGUGAGAUGGGUGGGUGGGGAAUGGGAGUGGGGAGGAGGGCUAAUGCAUCGAAUGGUAGAAUUAUGGAGUUGUAGAGUUGGAAAGGAUCCCCAGGGUCAUCUAGUCUAACCCCCUGCAAUGCAGGGAUCUCAGCUCAAGCAUCCAUGACAGGUGGCCAUCCAACCUCUGCUUAGACUCCUCCAAGGAAGGAGAGUCCACCACCUCCUGGGGGAGACUCUUCCACUGUUGAACAGCUCUUGCUGUUGGAAGGGUAUUCCUUUUUAAAAAAUAUUCGGUCAUACCUUGGUUGCUGAAUGCCUUGGAACUCAUACGUUUCGGCUCCUGAAUGAUCAAAAACCAGAGUUGAGUGUUCCGAUUUUUGAACAAUUUUGGGAAACCGGAUGUCUGGUGCAGCUUCUGUGAUUUCUGAUUGGCUGUAGGAAGCUCCGGCAGCCAAUCGGAAGCCGCACCUUGGUUUAUGAACAGUUCCAGGAGUCAAACAGACUUCCAGAACGCAUUCUGUUUGGGAACCAAGGUACUACUGUGUGUGUAUAUAAUAUAUAUAUAAAGCUAAAUUGACAGAUCUAAUAAGAAGAAAACCCAAAAUUAUGGUCAUGAAACAGUGGGAGUGUCUAAAUGAUUACUUACAAAACCAGGACUCUGCUACCAAAAUCUGGCUGUGUUUAGAAUAAUCUUUUGAGUAACAUAAAAAAUAUAAAGUGAGAUAUUAAGAAGGUUUAAAGUAAAAAUAUGAAGAACAAAGGAUAUGGCGAAUGGAUUAUUAAAAACGUGUGGGGCAAACAGUGGAAGUCUUUUAAAAAUAUUUUAAUUAAGCUAGAUAUGGAUAAGAUGGAAAUACAUAAUUGAACAUAAAUACAGAUUUGAAAUGGUUGUGUAUAGUGAAUACUUAUCUACUUUUAAAAUCUUCAUUCUUGACUUUUCUUCUUUUCUUUUUCUCUUAUAUUUCAUCUUUCAUUUUUCUCUUUUUGUGAACAUCGCUUAUAGAGGUGUAAAUAAUUAUAUGCAUGUGUAGAGGUAAAAUAUUUGUAUUCUUUAUAUUUUCUAAUUUUCCUUUGGUUACAUGUAUUUUCUUUAUUUCUUUGUAUAUUUGUAUAUAUAUUUUUCUAUUUUGUACUUAAUAAUAUUUUUAAAAAAUAAAUAAUAUAAUAUAAUAUAAAAUAUAAAUAAUUAAACUUUUCUGUUUUACAUUUUAGAAUAUUCAUUUAAACAACCUUAAAAUAUCAGUGACUUCCCUCCUUCUCGUUUCAUGGUUCAUUUUGCAUACCUUAAAUCCCUGCAUAUUUUACAUGAACUAAGCCAUUCAGUAUUCCAAUAUUACAUCCAUCAAAACUUAUUUACACUGUUGAAUUUAUCUUUAUGAAAGUUAUUCCUGAUGUUGAGUCUGAAUCUCCUUUCUUGUUGGAGGGUGGAGAGGUGAUUUCGCUACUUAUUUCUCCACCCACGCACAUCAUAUUUCAGACCAAAACUCUGUUUUGUGCAGGAAGGAAGUCUGGGAGUGGGUCACUUCAGGCUACAGUGUGUGGAUGUUGAUUUUUUAUUUUUUUUUAAAUGAGAGAAAUCUGCCUAGAAGGGGGUGGCUGAUAAUUUUGGGUCAGAGGGAGAGAUUGACCCCUGAGCAACUCAGGGAGCUGAAGCGGUCUUUGGACUGUGUGUCAAAACUAUAAAAACAUGGGUGUGGUUGGUAAAAAUAAAUGAGACAUUUGAGGGGUUUUGGGUGUGUGGCUGUCAUGGGCUGGCUGGAUGCAGAAGAAUGGUGGGAGGAACCAGCUGAGGAACCCUCAAGAGAAGAAGGCUCAGAGCUCAGGGAGUGGUGGUAGGACAAUGAUGAACGGUCAAAGGGUGAAGACUAGGAAGUGUCAGAAUCUGAAGAGGUAACAGGGCUUAGUGAGCUGGGAGAGUCUGUGGCAGAGAGCAGUCCAGAACCAGAGGCAGAAGCAGAGGCUGGAGAGGAGGGAGGCCAGGAGACAGAAGCGAGACAGGCUGCUGAAGAAUCCAGGGAGUCUCACCCUCCUGCUGUGACCAGCUCCCCUCCUCCCUGGUCUCAAAGAACCAGCAGAGGCAUGAAGAGGGCAGAGGAGAAGUUAGCUUCAUGCAGGCUAGGGCUCUGAUUGCUUCGGGGAAACACUGAGGGGGUGGGGCGGACUUAGACAACUGUGAGGAAUUGGCGACUUUCAGUCUCCCCAGCUGCCACACAGGGGCUUCAAAUUGAUUUGGGUAUCACAGACCCAUAGCAGGGAGACCCAUGGGGUUUGUCUGAAUACCGUAUUUUUCGUUCUAUAGGGCGCACUGGCCCAUAGGACGCACCUCGUUUUUUGGGGGGGGAAAUGAAUAAAAAAAAUUAUUCCCCCCCCCCGCCGCGGCUGCCGCCCCAAGCCUUGUGCACACCUGCAAGAAGCACGGGGCACCCUCCGGAGGGCUCCCCGUGCUUCGGGCGACAGGCUGCCGCCCCAAGCCUUGCGCGCCCGGCAGGAGGUCCCGCCGAGCGCGCGAGGCUUGCAGACACUUGCCCGAAGCACGGGAGCCCUCCGGAGGGCUCCCCGUGCUUCGGGCGACAAGCUGCCGCCCCAAGCCUCGCGCGCCGGCGGGACCUCCUGCCGGGCGCGCAAGGCUUGCGGACACUCGCCGGGGCUGCAGGCUGCUGCCCGCAAGCCUUGUGAGCCCGCGGGAACUCCCACCGGGCUUGCAAGGCUUGUGGAUAGCUUCCUGAAGCCUGGAGAGCGAGAGGGGUCGGUGCGCACCGAUGCCUCUCGCUCUCCAGGCUUCAGCGAAAGCCUGCAUUCGGCCCAUAGGACGCACACACAUUUCCCCUUCAUUUUUGGAGGGGGAAAAGUGCGUCCUAUGGAGCGAAAAAUACGGUAAUUUCUUUUAAAAAUGGACAAAGGUUUCACAGUGGAACAUCUAUGGGAACAGGUAUGGGGACAUAAUCAGUCUGAGCCAUGGGUCAAUUCAUCUAUUGAUGAUAUUCACUAAAAAGACCUUAAGCAUAUUUGUGGAAGACAGGGAUUUUUAAGUCUGACGAAACACAAGGGAAGUCGAUAAUUUCUCUCUUCUGACCUUGUCAUCUCUUGGGGAUGUUGAAGGCAUCAGUAAUCGAAUUUCAGGUCAGGAUGGCACUGGAUGACCACGUGAAUUGCACCAUCCAUCCUGCCAGCUACUGGAGAGGUUCCUUUGUUUUUGGCAGAGCUCCCAGUGGGGAAGGUGACGCGUCAGGCCCUUCCAGACAGCCAGGAGUCCCUCAUCUGUCAGGCCUAUGGCUUCUACCCCAGAGAGAUUGACACCACCUGGAGGAUGGACGGGAAGGUCAUGGAGCAUGCCACUUUCCGCAGGGACGUCGCUCCCAAUUCCAACGGGACCUACCACGCCUGGCUCAGCAUUGACAUGGACCCCCAGGACAGGAACCGCUAUUAUUGCCACAUAGAGCAUGUCAGCCUAACACAGCCUCUGGUCUUGGCCUGGGAGGAGCCUGGUGAGAAAUGACAGGAGAGGGGCAGGAGGAGGAGUCAGAGAAUCACAAUAGAGUUGGAAAGGACCUCAAGGGUCAUUGAAUUCAUCCCCCUGCAAUGAAGGAAUCUCAGCUAAAGCAUCCAUGACAGAUGACCAUCCAACCUCUUGGAUGGCCUUCUUUGCUGGAUUCUAGGAGGAGAAUGUCCUCCCAGAGUCGAACAAGGGACUCCAGUGCUAUCAUAGGCUAAUACUCCAUGUGACAUCGUCCAUACUUUGGGGGUGCAAAGGAGGAGAUGUGAUUUUGGUUCAGGGAAGUGGGGAGGGCGUAGUGUUCAAAGAGCGGAGUUUGAAGAGUAAUCAUCACAAGGAGGGGGACCCUCUCUGGGAGGUGAGAAAUCUUACCUGUUUUAUUGAUAUAAUUAUGUGGUGUUCCAUGAGGUUGCUGAAUGCCACUCCUAAUCUCUGAAGCCAUCUAAUGGUGAGCGAUGGGUUGCCUUAGAGGGGAGGGCAUUUUUGAGAGAACUGCCAUAGCACAUUGCUUUGCGCAUGGGAGGUCUCAGAUUUGGUAUGCAGAAUCUCUCCUCCAAAAAAAAGAUUGUGAGAUGUCUGGAUGAGGGUUUGGGAGCUGCCACCAGUGUCUGAACAGAAAUAUCUUUUGUUUGCCUGGGACCCAGCGGGCACAUUUGGCGCUCCCCCCAACCCAGUAAAAAGCCCGGCAACGGGCUCGGAAUCGGAGCAGGGGAAGGAGCGCUGUGCUGUGGGCUGUCUGCUUCUUUCGUGGAGUGAAGCCGCAAGCUGUUAACCGGAGAGCGCUGCCUUUUUUCCUUGGAAUUUGGACUUGAAAAUCAACGAUCCGUGAGUAGGAUAUAACGCAAUUGGAACUGUAUAAAAUGUGAAUCUGGCCGAAAGCGGAAAGAGGCAUAAAAAGGAAGUCUGCCUCUUCCUAUUUGUAGAUACAAUAAAGCAUUGAACUUGAAAGCGGAAGCUUAGGAAAAGACGUAUUAGCGGACUUUAACCCAAUCAUCUAACCUGGAUUUCCCCCCCCCCUUAAAUCGAGGGAAAAGGGGGGAGAACUGUGGAUGUGAUUUCUUCAUAAAGAAGUGGAAAUAAAAGGGAUUAAACCAUUGCUCAAUUCCCUGGGAACGGAUUUCCAGAGGCAAUUCAAAAACGGAUGAGAGGAAUGGCAGAUGGUAAAGAGAAAACAGAAGCAUCACAGGCUACAAGGUCGGGCAGGGUUUAUCGAACAGAAGAAGGAUUACAAAGGAGAUUUUCGACCUCUGGCGCCUCUGGAAUCCCAACAACAGCCCCAUCGGCACAACCAAAAGUAAAAGGUAUGGCAAGUGAUGAUGCCUUUGCUCAAGUUUUGGCUAAGGUUAAUGAAUCUUUAAAUAGAAUAAGUCAACAAGUAGCAGAGGCAUGUGACAAGAUUGACCAAAAUACAAUAAGUAUCAAUCAGAAUACAGCAAGUAUAAAUAAUUUGGGCCAGAAAGUAAACACUAAUACAGAGACCAUUCAAAAAUUACUAGAGGAAUCGGCUUCAGUGCGCCAGAUUGCCGAGGAGGCCAAAGAAAUUGCUACAACUUCUGCCACGGAGGUUAAAGAGGUUCAGGAGACAAUACCAUCAUUGCACAAACAACUGGAAGACCAUAAAUUGACCCUGUCUAUGACUGAAUUGAAGGAAAAACAAGUGAAUCUACGGGUCAGAUCGGUACCUGAAGUGGAAAAGGACAAUCUAGCUGAAUUUCUCAUGCAGGAAUUUUCGGACUUUUGGGAUCCAGAAUUGGUAAAAGACAGUUUUAAAAUAGUAAACGCUUUUAGACUUGGGAAAAGAGGAGAGAAGAAGGUGAGAGACUGUUUGAUCACUUUUCGAACAAAAGAAGAGAGGGAUAAGAUUUUGGGUUUGCAUUUCCAGAAGACACUGGAAAUCCAACAGACAAGAGUUGAAAUAUUUAAAGACAUUCCGAAAUACCUUCUGGAUCUCAGAUCAAACUACAAAGAUUUGGUUACCCUGCUGAGAAGUAACAGUAUUAACUUUAGGUGGGAAUUCCCUCAAGGCCUAUCUUUUAGCUACAAAGGAAAGAAGAGGAAAAUAAGAUCGGAAGACGACAAAGACAAAUUUUGGAGAGACCACGGAGAAGACCUACAGAAAGGACUAUCUCCGGAACCAAAAGACCGCUCGAAAAAAGGGAUACCACCGACAGAAGAGGAACAGGCACUAGGUGCAGUAGGAGGAGUACUAACAUAAUAACAUCAUGGCUCUGCAACUACUAACUUGGAACUGUCACGGUCUAAAUUCCCCUCAGAAAAGGAAAUCAGUAUUUCAUAUAUUAAAAAAGGAACAAUUAGAUUUAAUUUGUUUACAAGAAACACAUAUAACAAGAUUACACAGGAAAUUGUUGAUAAAUAAAAGACUUGGUCAAGAGUUUAUUUCAUCGGAUAAAGUUAAAAAAAGAGGGGUUGUGAUUUAUGCAAAGGACAGAUUAUCACCGAAAUUCGUAUUUAAAGAUGACCAAGGAAGAUUUGUGGCAAUUGAAAUUCAAACACAAGGAGAAAAAUUUUUGAUAGUAGGAAUCUAUGCACCAAAUGACGGAAAAUCUGAAUUCUUUAAGAAGUUGCAUGAGAUCCUGAUGGACCACAUGGAUUAUAACAUGAUUUUGAUGGGAGAUAUGAAUGGAGUGGUAUCCACAUAUAUGGACAAGGCACAAAGACAGGUAGUCACCAAGGAUGGUAGACUACCGAAAACUUUUUUUGACAUGACAGACAACUUGGACUUAGUUGACAUUUGGAGAAUAAGAAACCCCAUGGCUAAAGAGGGAACCUUCUUCUCUGAAGCCAAAAUGACAUGGACAAGAAUUGACCAAAUUUGGAUUACUAGAGGAAUGGCACAAAAGACAAGAAAGGUGGAAAUCUGCCCAAAAACUUGCUCCGACCAUAAUGCUGUUAAGUUGGAAAUGAGACUAACACCAACUGGCUCCUUCAGAUGGAAGAUGAAUGACACUUUAUUUAGAGAUGAUGAACUACUUAAGAAGGCCCAAAAAACUUUGAGAGAUUAUUUUGAGAUAAAUCUUAGUACCAACGUGGAGAAAAGAGUAAUCUGGGACGCUAGUAAAGCGGUUAUGAGAGGGUUCUUAAUACAACAGAAUGCAAUAAAGAAAAGAACUCAAAAUGAGAAGAAGGAUAAGAUAAUGGAUAAAAUAAAGGAAUGUGAAAAAAGACUGAGAGUAAACCCCAAAUCUCUAGAGAUUUUGUGAGAGUUAAAGUUAUACCAAGUACAAUAUAUGAAAAUGAUGAAUCAGGAAAUAGAAUGGAAAAUUAAACAAAUGAGACAAAAGACCUUUGAGUCGGCCAAUAAAUGUGGUAAACUGUUGGCAUGGCAAAUGAAAAAGAGACAAAAAUUAAAUACAAUUACGAACUUAGAAGUGGAAGGAAGAAACAUACAGAACCCUGCAGAGAUUAGAAGUUGUUUCCAGAGGUACUUUAAACGAUUAUAUACUCAAGGGCCACUGAAAGAAACAGACUUAGACCAAUUUUUGAAAACAAAUGGAUUACAAAAAAUAUCUCAAGAAAAUAAAUUAAUUUUGAAUCAUAGAAUAACUGAACAGGAAAUAGAAGGUGCCAUUCAAAAUAUGCAACUGGGUAAAUCUCCAGGACCAGACGGUUUGACCUCUAGAUACUACAGAUCUUUAAAAGAAUGGUUAAUUCAACCUUUGAAAGAGGUCUGCAACGAAAUAAUGGAGGGGAAAAGAGCACCAGAGUCGUGGAAAGAAGCAUAUAUUACACUUGUACCAAAAACAGAGACUGAAAAGACACAGCUUAAGAACUACCGCCCUAUAUCGUUACUGAAUGUGGAUUACAAAAUUUUUGCAGAUAUUUUGGCUAAGAGAUUUAAGAAAGUGCUGAUGGAAGAGAUUCAUAAAGACCAAGCGGGCUUUCUCCCAGGAAGACAUUUGUCUGACAAUUUGAGGAAUAUAAUUGAUAUUUUGGAAAAAUUAGAAGUGAAUAUAAACACUAAAGCAGUUUUGAUAUUUGUAGACGCGGAGAAAGCCUUUGACAAUAUUUCUUGGAAUUUUAUGAAGAAGAAUUUCCAGGGUAUGGGGGUAGGCCAAGGCUUUGAGAAUGGUAUAGGUGCAAUUUAUUCAGAACAAAAAGCUAAACUAAUUGUAAAUAAUGUUGUGACGGAAGAACUAAAAAUUGAAAAAGGGACACGACAAGGUUGCCCUAUUUCCCCACUUCUCUUUAUUUCAGUCCUGGAGGUUUUGCUGAAUAUGAUUAGAAGGGACCAGUCGGUUAAAGGUAUACAGGUCGGAACUAAACAGUACAAAUUGAGAGCAUUUGCAGAUGACUUAGUAUUGACGUUACAGGAGCCAGAAUCUAGUACUAAAAGAGUUUUAGAACUGAUUCAGGAAUUUGGUCAAGUGGCAGGAUUUAAAUUGAACAAGUCAAAAACCAAGGUUUUAGAGAAAAACUUAACAUCGUUUGAAAGAGAGAGGUUUCAGAAUGAGACAGGUUUAACAGUGGUUAAGAAAGUUACCGUAUUUUUUGCUCUAUAAGACUCACUUUUUCCCUCCUAAAAAGUAAGGGGAAAUGUGUGUGCGUCUUAUGGAGCGAAUGCAGGCUGCGCAGCUAUCACAGAAGCCAGAACAGCAAGAGGGAUUGCUGCUUUCUCUGCGCAGCGAUUCCUCUUGCUGUUCUGGCUUCUGAGAUUCAGAAUAUUUUUUUUCUUGUUUUCCUACUCCAAAAACUAGGUGCGUCUUGUGGUCUGGUGCGUCCUAUAGAGCAAAAAAUACGGUAAAUACCUUGGGAUUAACAUGACAGCAAAAAAUGGGAAUUUAUUUAAAGACAAUUAUGAAAAAUGUUGGUUGGAAGUGAAAAAAGACUUAGAAAUUUGGUCAAAUCUGAAGCUUUCACUGCUAGGCCGCAUUGCUGCGAUAAAAAUGAAUGUAUUGCCUAGAAUGUUGUUUUUGUUUCAAACUUUGCAGAUCGUCGACAAAAUGGAUUGUUUCAAGAGGUGGCAGAAAAAUAUUUCUAAAUUUGUCUGGCAGGGCAAGAAGCCCAGAAUAAAAUUUAAAAUUCUAACGGAUGUAAAGGAAAGAGGCGGAUUUGCCCUGCCAGACCUUAAACUUUACUAUGAAUCAGCAGCUUUUUGCUGGUUGAAAGAAUGGCUACUUCUUGAAAACACUGACAUUUUGGACUUGGAAGGUUUUAACAAUGUAUUUGGAUGGCAUGCAUAUUUAUGGUAUGAUAAAGUCAAAGCACAUAAAGCAUUUAGAAACCACAUUGUCAGGAAAGCACUAUUUAAUGUUUGGUUAAGAUAUAAGGAUUUGCUAGAAAACAAAACCCCAAGGUGGCUGUCACCAAUGGAAGCGAAAGCCUUGAAAAGGUCAAUAUGGAGGUCAAAUGGCCGAAAUAUUGGGAAAUUUUGGAACAAGACGGAGAUAGACUGAAAUUGCAGAGUUUUGAAAAACUAAAAACAAAGUGCGAGACUGGCUUCAUUAUUAUCAGAUAAUGGAGGCAUUUAAAUUGGACAGGAAAAUUGGCUUCCAGGUGGAAAGAUCAAAAUUAGAAACAGAAUUGCUAGAACCCAAAACUAAGAAUUUGUCAAGAAUGUAUAACUUGCUGCUGAAAUGGAAUACUCAGGAUGAAACGGUAAAAUCGGCUAUGAUUAAAUGGGCACAGGACGUUGGACAUAACAUUAUGUUUGCUGACUGGGAACAGUUGUGGACCACAGGUAUGAAAUUUACGGCAUGUAAUGCCUUAAGAGAGAAUAUUAUGAAAAUGAUAUACAGGUGGUACAUAACCCCAGUCAAGCUUGCAAAAAUUUAUCACUUGCCCGAUAACAAAUGUUGGAAAUGUAAAGAAACUGAAGGUACAUUUUUUCACCUUUGGUGGACGUGCCCAAAGAUUAAGGCUUUCUGGGAAAUGAUAUAUAAUGAAUUAAAAAAGGUAUUUAAGUAUACCUUCCCUAAGAAACCAGAGGCCUUUCUCCUGGGCAUAGUCGGCCAAAUGGUGUUAAAAAGGAUAGAACUUUCUUUAUGUAUGCAACAACAGCAGCAAGAAUACUCAUCGCAAAGUAUUGGAAGACACAAGAACUUCCCAUGCUGGAGGAAUGGCAGAUGAAACUUAUGGACUAUAUGGAACUGGCGGAAAUGACUGGUAGAAUCCGUGACCAGGGAGAAGAGUCGGUGGAGGAAGAUUGGAAGAAAUACAAAGACUAUCUUCAGAAACAUUGCAAAAUUAAAGAAUGUUAGAGUGAUGUUGGACUGAAAAUAAGCGGUUUCCAGCUGUACAGGUUAAGGUUAAUGAUAGACUAAGACUAAAGAUUAGGAUUAAAGAUGUUUAAUGAAAUGGAAAUUUGACAAUUAAGAGGUAAAAUUUUAAUGUUACAUUACAUUAAGACUAAAGAUUAGGUUUAAAGAAGUUGAAGUUAUAUAUUUCAAUAUUAUAUUAAAAUUAAAGAUUGGGAUUAAAAAAGUGGAAAAGAAAUUGCUGGACAAACAAUUUGGAUUGGAAUACAAAAGAGGGAGGUAUGAGGAAGUCCAGAAAAUAAGUAAAUUUAAAAACGGAAAUGGAAAAGAGAUAUUGUUUCUAAUUGUUAUGUUUUUUUUAUUGUUGAUUGUUGUUUUUUGUGUUUUUUUAUUUUCUUUUUGAGAUUUGUAUUGUGUAUUUGUGUAUCUUUUUUGAUGUUUUUCUUUUCUUUCUUUGUUGUUUAAUUUUUGAUUGAAACUUUAAUAAAAAUCAUUAAAAAUAAUAAUAAUAAUAAUAAUGUAAUAAUGGUUCCAAAAUGCCAAGGGGCUGGCAAGUACCUGUCAUCUAGACCAACGACGGAGAAUUUGUGGCCCUCCAGACUCCGAUAUGGACCACAAUUCUCAUCAACCCUGACAGUUAGCCAUGCUGGCUGCUGGGGACCAGAGUCCAGCAACAUUGGCAGAGACACAAAUAUCCCUGACCUCUAGCCCAGAUUUGCACAUGGAUAAUGGAUACCAAGCUGGAAUCUACACACACACACACACACAUAUAAAAAUGCUGUGAAAAUGCUUUUUAAAAACCGUUUUGAAAAAGGCAUUGAAUUUCGCAUAGCUCACUGUCGCCAUCUGGUGUCACAUUAAUAUAUUACACUUUACAAAACAUUUAAAAUGUUUCAUUUGCAGCUGUAUAACUGAGCCUACGGUACAAUUGUUGGCGACUGAGUCGCCGUGUGUCCUGUAGAUCUGUGAUGGUAGCGAUCUACAACUGGGGUUUCCAACCCUUCUCGAACAGUGGGGACAUUUCAAAUGUCAUGAAAGCGCUGUGGGCACCAGAAAUAAAAUGGCAGCCAUGGGCAAGGGACCAUAACACAUUUUCAGCAAUUCAUAUAACAUUAAAAAGAGAUACCUCGCCAGCCAGUGGAGACCGGGAACAGGAGUUAAACUUGCAUGGCACCUGUGAAGGUCUUCCUUGGAGUCUCAGAGGCAGUCGGAGCCCUUGGUCAAGAACGAGCUCCUUCUUGCAAAACAGUGCAAAACAGCUGCUGGAGCAACAAGGGUUUGCCCGCUUCCACCCCAAAUGAUAUUUUGUUGAAUAUUUUGUUGCCCAAGUGUCCCUUCCUGUUUGUUUGUUUGUUUGUUUGUUUGUUUGUUUGUUUGUUGCUUGUAGGCCAUGACUGCCAUCAAAGCCUUGCUUGCAAUCUCUUUUUGGGGCAAGUGAUGGGGGGGAGAGGAAGCAGCAAAGUAGACUCCACUGGUUGCUUAGCCAGUUUCUGCCCACCGGCCACAUGUAACUGGCAGCAGUGGAAUGUCAAAUUUCAGCAGCGCCCUGUGCAAUGCCAAAAUUUGGAAUCCCCGCCUCUCACGCUCCAUCCUCUCCCCGAUCUGAUUUUCUUAUUCUGUUUCUGUAGAGAAAGUACGAAUGAAAGCUGCCUAUGAAAGAACGUCAAGUGAGUGACUCCUUUUUCCUUUGAAAAGUGUUUGUUUUUGUUGUUGCAUGAAUAUAUCGGUGACCGCAGGUGCCAGAGUGGGCAAGGGUUCAGUCAUCAGGUUUGCCCUGGAGAUUUAUAGCAGCCACGAAGUGCUAACCGCCUGUGAUAUAGUGGUCACAGUAAGGUUGGCAUGUGUAGAGCUUUUAUUUGCACGAUAGCCCAAAAGGUUGUUGAUCUCGCCCCCCAAAAAACAGAGACAGAGCUGACAGAGACAGAGCACAGGUUGCCCACAUGCACACAGGUGUUGUUUUUUUUACCCCCCCCCGACAUUAGCUUAAAAGUGUAAAAAUCCCCCCAGAUGGGCAUGUAGACCCCCCAAAAGAGGACAUGUUGGGGAUUUCCAAUACAGUGGUACCUCAGGGUUAAUUCAUUCUGGAGGUCCACAUAACUGUUCAUACACACACACAUACACACACAGUGGUACCUCAGGUUAAGUACUUAAUUCAUUCCGGAGGUCCGUUCUUAACCUGAAACUGUUCUUAACCUGAAGCACCACUUUAGCUAAUGGGGCCCCCCUCUGCCGCCGUGACGCUGGAGCACGAUUUCUGUUCUCAUCCUGAAGCAAAGUUCUUAACCCGAGGUACUAUUUCUGGGUUAGCGGAGUCUGUAACCUGAAGCGUCUGUAACUCGCGGUACCACUGUACGUAUGGCAAGCGUAGGUCAGAGGUAACACGCGGCCAAAGGCCCAUCCCUAUUUCUGGAGCAGGCUCUCUGUCUCCAGCAUCCCAAAACCACCCAGUGAGCAUGAAAGGAGAGUGUGUGUUUUUAGCCACAGUCUGUUCCAAAGCUAAACAUAUAGGAACAGUGAAAAACACAAGGCACUUCCGUUUCAGGAGAAUGGUGUAUGACAGGGCCAGCCCACACAGGAGGCAAGGGGAGGUGACUGCCUCAGGCGGCAGGAUUCAGCAGGGCAGUAGAUCCCCAUGUCAAUCUUUCUCCCUAUGCCCUGGGUAUAAAUCUGCCCUCACCCUUCUACCCUGGUGGGGAGUGGGAGGCCAUUUUGGGGUCUGCCUCAGGUGUCAAAACAUAUUGAGUUUUGCUACGUACAAUGGGACUUCACAGAAAACACAACUUAAGGCAACACUGGAGCACUGCAUAAUCAUUUGCACAUGUACACGCGCAGAUAAUAGUAUAUCCAGGCAACACCUGGAGAACUGCACUGAUGGUUGCAAAGCGUCCUGAAUUAUUAUUCCUGUAUGAUUAUAAUUUUACUGUAUAAUCUUAGGAGGUUGUAGACUGAGACGUAUGUUAACAUUUGGACUUAAUGGGGCAUGGAGGGGUAUAUGUGUGCAAGCAGAGAGGAAAGGUGCAAGUGGAAAUGAGAACGCCCUCCCUAAAACACAGGCAGUGAUACGCACUCUCUUUAUUUUCUCCUUUUUGCAGCAAGCAGCCAGGAGCCCCCCAGCUCCACCAGCUCCUCCGUCGGUAAGUGGGGAAUGGAUGGGGAUGGAUGACCACCUUGAAAACAGGCCUCCGUGGGGAAGGGAUCAUUCUUUUGGUGAUUUUAUUAUUUAUUACUCAAUGUAUAUCUCGCCCUUCCUCCCAAGAAGCCCAGGGGUUCUACUCAGGGUCUGAAGAACAAGAAGGGCUUUAUAUUCCGGAUUGGCUGCUUAGCGUCCCUGUGUAUUUCCCACCUUCCCUAAAGGGAGAGGCUUGGCUGAGUUGCUGGAGCCUCCCCUGGAAACCUUAAGUCCUGGUCUUUGCUCUGAGCAUGUUUAUUUUUAGCGUGGCUUGAUAGGUCAAGGGAUUGGAGCAGGUGGCCUCUGUGCCAUCGAAUGCCCCAACACUGACAGCUUCAUCAUGCUUGUUCCUCUGGUUCCUCCUGCAGUGGACAUUCAAGGCAGCACAGAAAUAGAAAUGAGGAAUUUUCAACAAGGAGGGAGGCCACCUUCAGAUGACUUCUCUUUAUGA